Messenger RNA from Penicillium malachiteum, 1227 nucleotides. Its product is annotated as DASH complex subunit ASK1. Gene Ontology annotation, biological process: attachment of spindle microtubules to kinetochore. The transcript is spliced from 5 exons. Lineage: Eukaryota; Fungi; Ascomycota; Eurotiomycetes; Eurotiales; Aspergillaceae. The coding region runs from base 1 to 1227 and encodes 408 amino acids. The record is from RefSeq and is a predicted model, not a curated record. Gene Ontology annotation, cellular component: mitotic spindle; mitotic spindle pole body; DASH complex.
AUGUCUCGUCAAUCAAUCCACCCUGAGCGACCACUCUCUUUGACAGAGGAACUCGAGAAACUAGAGCAAUCUAUCACUUUGACUCUCCAAGAAAUCGAUCAAAACUUCAGUCAAGCCCACCGAAUCGUGACAACAAGUAUUUUGCCUCUGAUAGAGCAAUACACCGAACAUUCCCGUGAUGUCUGGGAUGGUGCCAAGUUUUGGAAACAAUUCUUCGAAGCGAGCGCCAACGUUUCCCUAUCUGGAUACGAAGAACGACCCGGUGAAGAUGAUACGGUGCAGGAGCCUACGGCAACGGAAGAAGAACUUUCUGCGGACAUAACUCAAAGCACUGCACACGACGAAGACGAGCCCUACGAUACCCCCUCAUCAAAUCGCCAUCAUGUUCCCCAGGGACAUGGACAUGAUCUCGAUCUGACCGAACUCACAAUCUCCUCCCAUAGUACGCCUCGAGCAGCUACCCAUCAGACCGGCGACGACAUGACAAUGUCUUCUAUUGGGCAUUCAUCCUCAUAUGAGGAUUUGAAGAGACAUAUCAAUGAUGCAACGGCACCCUUCGAUAUGCCAGACUCUUCUAACCUUCCAUCAACUCCUGCUUCCUCGGCCAGGUACCAGUCUGCGUCUCGAGAUGGUCGCUACCGAAAGCCAUCUGAUCCAGUUCUACACCAAAUGCUUGAUAAAACCUAUCGUGUUCAAGCUACCCCUCUGGGCAAAGGAUCCCGUAAUCCGGGCGGAGGUACCAAUACUCAUUCUAAAUUUGCAACGACACCGAAGCAAGCCGCUUCUUCAAGGUAUGCAUUUGAUGACUCGCCAAUCUCGAGUCCUGAGCCCGAGGCUCCUCAAAUGCACUCGGAGAUCUUCUCUUCGCCUAUCAAGGGCGUUGAUACACCGGGAACGAACCGCAGGCGACGAACCAGCAGUAACCGUCUACGCGAUAUUCCUAAACCAGGAUUCAGUGUUUUGACUCCUGCAAAGAAGUCUGGUGGCAAUCGUGCAGUUUGGGAUAGCGAUGAUGAUUUCGAUGAUGAUCUCGGCCCCAGUCCUCCUAAAACCAUGCAGUUCCAUAUCCCUCAAAGUCGACUGAUGCAAACACCUGCUAGGGAAGCCUCCAAGCGUAUCGUGGGCGAUCUUUUGGCUACCGCUGGAGCGGGCGACAUUACAGAUGACCUCGACGAUAGUCCGAGUGUUAUUAGACGUACAGAGAGGCUGGAAGAUGAUACCUUUUAA